AUGAGCUGGGAUUAUAUUGCCAAAAUCGUCAUGAUUGGAGAUUCAGCAUGCGGAAAGUCGUCCCUGACUCUAAGACUGACUGAUGACACAUUCAGCGAGUUCCAUGAUGUCACUAUAGCCGCGGAGAUCGGCUCCAAGGUGGUAGACAUUGACGGAAAGGAGAAAAUGAAGCUUCAGAUCUGGGACACGGCAGGGCAGGAGCAUUUUCGGGCCGUGACCCGGUCGUAUUUCCGCAACGCUGCGGGCUGCUUGCUGGUCUACGAUAUCACGCGCCCCAAGACGUUUGCCAACGUGCAAAUGUGGCUGGGGGAGUUGCGGGAUCAGGCUGACGAAGAUAUCAUCAUCAUGCUGGUGGGCAACAAGACGGACGUUGGAGCGCGUCAGGUGGAGGCUGAGGAAGCCCGAAAAUGGGCAGAUGAAAAUGGUCUAGCCGGGUUCAUUGAAACGUCAGCCAAGACAGGAGACCAGGUACUAGAGGCGUAUCAGCGGGUGGCUCAGAAGAUCCACUCCAAUAUCAAGACUGGCAAGACCAAUAUCAAUGAUAAGAGAUAUGGAGUUCGUGCAACGACUACUGGAGGAGCUCAGCAGCUGAAUUUGGACGAAGGCGAUGUUAAGAAGAGUGGAUAUUCAGCAUGCUGCUAG
Messenger RNA from Yarrowia lipolytica CLIB122, 642 nucleotides. RefSeq lists its product as uncharacterized. Gene Ontology annotation, cellular component: Golgi apparatus. Gene Ontology annotation, biological process: vesicle-mediated transport. Gene Ontology annotation, molecular function: GTPase activity; GTP binding. NCBI's taxonomy places the organism in Eukaryota, Fungi, Ascomycota, Dipodascomycetes, Dipodascales. The record is from RefSeq and is a predicted model, not a curated record.